This is a messenger RNA of Nasonia vitripennis (jewel wasp), 1569 nucleotides long. It is a transcript of the gene Uba4, whose product is annotated as adenylyltransferase and sulfurtransferase MOCS3. Gene Ontology annotation, cellular component: cytosol; cytoplasm. Gene Ontology annotation, biological process: protein urmylation; tRNA wobble position uridine thiolation. The record is from RefSeq and is a predicted model, not a curated record. Bases 167 to 1471 code for a protein of 434 amino acids. Gene Ontology annotation, molecular function: URM1 activating enzyme activity; adenylyltransferase activity; thiosulfate-cyanide sulfurtransferase activity. The transcript is spliced from 5 exons. Lineage: Eukaryota; Metazoa; Arthropoda; Insecta; Hymenoptera; Pteromalidae.
AUAGUAUGAUUUCGGAGCACACAGACUGCACUGGCAGCGAUCAGCUGUUCGCCUCGCGAACAACGUGUUCCAAGCACGUAGAGACGCUUUUUCAGAUAUUUUUUACAAGUUCAAGUUUAUAUAUCUCUUUUAUAGCAUUUUUUGUGAGACAUUUGCACUUGUGAUCAUGAGCGAGGAAAGUCUUUUGGAGGAGAUAGCUAGUUUGAAGGCAAAAUUGCGAGAGAAGGAGGCUAACCUCGCCAAGUUGCGGCGCGAAAAACAAAUACUGCAGUCGCAUGGACUGAACAAUGCAGAAAUCGCGAGAUACAGUAGGCAAAUUCUUCUGCCUGACAUCGGUGUCAAAGGACAAGUGAAGUUGAAAAAUGCAUCGGUGCUCAUAGUUGGAGCAGGAGGACUGGGCUGUCCAUCUGCGUUGUAUCUAGCAGGAGCUGGAGUUGGGCACAUAGGCAUCGUUGAUUACGAUGACAUAGAAAUCACUAAUCUUCACAGACAACUACUUUUUUCGACCCUAGAUAUUGGAACGUCAAAAGUUGGUGCUGCAGCAGAAUCUCUUCAGAGGUUGAAUGACAACAUUAAAAUCACUCCAUACAAACUUCAGAUUCAUAGCAGUAAUGCUUUGGAAAUAGUAAGACAAUAUGAUGUGAUACUUGAUGCAACAGACAAUGUAGCCACUCGCUAUCUACUUAAUGAUGCUUGUGUAAUAGCAGGCAAACCACUAAUUUCUGGAUCAGCAUUGCAAUUCGAAGGCCAACUGACUGUGUACAAUUAUUCAGGUCCCUGUUACAGAUGUAUUUUUCCAAAACCACCUCCACCAGAAACUGUAAACAACUGUGGAGACAGCGGUGUCUUAGGAGCUGUUGUUGGAACAAUUGGUGUUAUGCAAGCCUUGCAGGCAGUGAAGAUAAUUCUUAACAUGCCUGGAAUUCUUUCCGGAAGAUUGUUGAUGUUCGAUGGAAUGGAAACUACUUUUAGGAAUUUGAAGUUAAGACAAAAAAACCUAGAAUGUGCAGUCUGUGGUACAAAUCCUACAAUACACAAAUUAAUUGAUUAUGAAGAAUUUUGUGGAGCAAAGGCUAAUGAUAAGAAUCCAAAUUUAAAAAUAUUAAAUGCCAAUGAAAGGAUAACUGUUAAUGAGUAUAAGGAGCUCAGCAAAAUUUCAUCAAAGCCUUACUUGUUAGUAGAUGUAAGAUCUCAAGAAGAGUUUGAAAUGUGUAGCUUAGAAGACUCAAUUAACAUUCCCUUCACGAAAAUAAGGAGUGAGAACAGUUUGGCUACCAUAAAGAAAGAAUUAGAUAAGGCUGGAUCAGAAGUUUCUGAUAUUUUUGUUCUAUGUCGUCGUGGAAAUGACUCUCAAAAAGCAGUGAGAAUAUUAAAAGAUUCUCUAUCAAAUCAUGAUGUACAAAUAAAAGACAUAGCUGGAGGAAUUCACGCAUGGACUCGCAACAUAGACCCCGAAUUUCCUAUUUAUUAAUGAAUGGAUCAGAGUUGCCAGAAUACUUUUAUAUUACACUUUGUACAAUUUUGUAAAUACUAGUCUAUAAGUUAAUUACACAAAAGUAUGAUACAAUA